Molecule: messenger RNA, 1371 nt
Organism: Aureobasidium subglaciale EXF-2481
Lineage: Eukaryota; Fungi; Ascomycota; Dothideomycetes; Dothideales; Saccotheciaceae
Exons: 1
Coding region: 1-1371 (456 amino acids)
Source: RefSeq, a predicted model, not a curated record
AUGGAUCCAUCCCCCGAACUCGGUGACUUGCAAUCACCGCCCCCACUACCUUCUGUCACACAUUCUCGUGGUGGCAAAGAACCGGUUCCUCACAAUGCUAAAGUGUUCAGACUGCAUCCACCCCUGUUUGCCGGAGACUUCGAUAACAAGCAGCUGAGAGGCGCCUACUAUUGGCAAGGACUGGAUUGCAAAAAGCCUAAGGAAGCAAGACUUCGUGAUGCUCUAUAUUAUGGAGAGCAGCGCGACCCUCGAUGCACCUUAUGCGAGAAGAACAAUAGAGCCUGUAUGACUAUGCUAGACAGCAAGAGCACUGCAAGUUGCGCUUUCUGUUCCCGUAUGAACUUAUCUUGCUCCCAGGCUACUCACAGUGUUCCAAAGAAAACAGACCGUCUGGUGUGUACAAAUUCUUUAUCUCAAGCAUCGCGAGCUAAGCUGACAUAUUACCAGUACCGACCCAGCUGGAAUGCUCAUAAACGUGCUCUCGAAGACAACAACAGAGAAGGGACGGAGCCACCUGCAAAGCGUACUAGAGCGUCGAUCGGCACAAAGCUACAACGGUCUUCUGCUCAGGACGAUCAACAUGAGUUCCACACACCUGCGGGAUCAAAUGACGGGUCUGUCUAUACCCUUCCCUCUGUACACGACAGUGGCGACGUGGUAUACGAGGGUGAUAAUAUCGACCUCGGCGCUUCUGUGGCUUCAGAGCGCACCGAUGACCAUCACCAGCCAACUGGACAGGUGCAAGCAGACACAAGCAGCGCCAAAAGCCGUUUCCGUCCUGGUAAGAGCACUUCUAAGAGGAAGAAGAAGAGAAGCUCCGCUGUUCGCCCCAUUCGUGGCGCAAACUUAGACUUUGGAGAAGGCCCUCACAAAAACAGCGAACAGAUACCAGUCCAGCAAAGCGCAAACUAUGGCAACAAUAUCUUUAAAGACAUGAGUCGUGUGUCCUCCACUGUGGCAACAGCAAACGCAAAGGCAAACGUAAGUCAGACAGAACGAGUCCAACAGCUCGAAGCCACCUUGCAGGACCUCCAGACCAGGCUAGCAUCCCUAGAGUCCAUGCCAGUAUCGCAAAAGCAUCCGCAGGAGCCAACCACGAAAGCGCUUGAAUCACGAAUUCUCAAGCUCGAAAAGAGAGAGUCGGGUCUGCCCGACGGUGACAUUGGUGACAAAAUGAGGGUUUUGGAGACGGUGAUGGAAAAGGAGAGAAACAUGCGACGGAACAAUGAGAGAAAUAUGGAGGAAAAGAUCCGCAAACAGACCGACGAUAUCGCAGUGCAGCAGAGUGAGCAAGCAGGGCUCAGGGAGAGGGUCAACAACCUGGCGCGGAAGGUCGCCAAUUUCGCCAAUUUCGCCAAUUUCGCCAGAUAG